Tilletiopsis washingtonensis is the source of this 868-nucleotide messenger RNA. RefSeq lists its product as hypothetical. The record is from RefSeq and is a predicted model, not a curated record. NCBI's taxonomy places the organism in Eukaryota, Fungi, Basidiomycota, Exobasidiomycetes, Entylomatales. Bases 287 to 793 code for a protein of 168 amino acids. The transcript has 2 exons.
CUCCUCGCAGCUGUCAAGACCUCCUGGCUCGACGGCCGCCACGUCGUGUUCGGCCGCGUGCUGGAGGGCAUGGAUGUGGUGCAGUUCAUCGAGAAGGUGCCCAAGGGCUCGGGCGACCGGCCGCGCGAGGCCGUCACCAUCAAGAAGUCGGGCGAGCUGCCGGCGUCGGGCUCGGCGCCCAGUGCCGCGUCGGAUGCCGCCGCGCCGGAGGCUGCUGCUCAGGUGAAGGACGAGCUCUGAUCCCCUUCCUGGCUGCGCUCCUUCUUUCGCGUCCCUCGCGCGCAUCAUGCGUUGCGAAGGACGCCGAGAGCCGUGCUCGAGUCUUUGCAAGACGAGAGCCGCCUCGCUUCUGCCCUCCCUCUCCCUCUAUCCUCUCCCCCUUCGCAAUGAAAACACUGUUCUGAACUCUUUCCCUCUCGCAGGCCGUCGGUGCCGCCGUCUCCUCCGGCACGAGCGCGGUCGCCGUGGCCGUGCAGAGUGGCGCCGCCAUCGCUGCUGCUGCUGCCUCCUCCGCCGCAAAGGCCGCCGCCACGUCUGCGGCCGCCGGCGGCCUCGGCUCGACGCUCUUCGUCGUGCUCGGCUCGUUUGCCGCAUUCGCCGCCAUCGCCUUUGCCGUGCACCGUCUCGGCGGCAUCGACAACGUCCAGGCGCGCCUGCGCCUCCUCGUCGGCGCCGGCGCAAAGGGCUCGCGGAGAGGCGGCGACGGCCGCGGCGCGUACAGCAACCUGCCUCGCUAAGACUCCCUGGGCUCAGACACACACUCCCCUUUCACGCACAUCCUAAUGCAUUCUGACGAGGGAUGUGCAAAGUGCAUGAGCGCGGCUGGCGAAUGUGCAGCGGCGCCGCAGAGGGAUCACAGAGAGCGCAU